GGCCGGCUCAAUGCAGUCGUGACUUGAUGAGUCAACAUUGAACCCCGGAGAUAGGCCGUUGACGAUAGGACAACGGCAAAAGAUCAACAAAGACGUGGAAAUUGCCAAGUCGGCCUAUCCGAAUGAUUAUCAGUUGCUCCAUCCCGCAUUUUCAAUCUCCGAGUGUAGUCUACGGCGUCAUAAGUCGUCUUGUCCUAUCGUAGGACUAAGCCAGGUGGUGAUGAGCCAGUUUGCAGCUAGGACUUGGACAAAUGCCGGUGGUGCCCAAGGGACAACACCUGGAAGAUCCAGGUUGGUGGACGUUGGUGGACGUUGGUCUUCUCGGGCAUACAUUCCACUUCUGUGUUUGCUCUGUCGGUGGGUUUCACCAAGACUCUGGCAGCAUGCCAGUGUUGACCGCCAGGACUAGGGACUGUCCCACGGAAGAGAUGAAGUGUAGUUGGCUGGAUGUGAUGGGUGAUGCGGAUGGCCGUCGGUGUCGGAAAACAGAAUGGGUGGGGAGGUUGUGUUGCACAGAGACACGGGAAGCGAACUCCCGCCAGCAAGCCUCGGCGAGAGACCACUCCGUCUUCAUCCGUCCACGCCGCAACAGCCGUCGACCCUCUCCCCGCGAUACGAUAUCUGUUCUGUUAUCAAAACAGGAAUUCACCCAUUUUUGAUGGCCAUCAAAUCAACGCAAAGCCAUUUUCGAGGCUUCAGUCCCAGUCUGUUUUCUCUAUCGAGAUGACUGCGUCGGUGACCUGAAGAAAUCACUCAAUAACCCAGGAGUGGUUAGGUAGGUGCAGCUUAUUCCCGUCUUUCGAGGUCAUGUUACCCCCGUGAACAACUCGAGGAGCCUUUUUUUCAGUUCU
Molecule: messenger RNA, 851 nt
Organism: Neurospora hispaniola
Lineage: Eukaryota; Fungi; Ascomycota; Sordariomycetes; Sordariales; Sordariaceae
Exons: 2
Coding region: 252-659 (135 amino acids)
Source: RefSeq, a predicted model, not a curated record